AGAAGGGAAUUUUUAACUAUCAAAUUUAAUCAACUGUUGACAAAUAAUUAAUAUGUCAAACUUUGACAGUUUUGUCAACUAAUUCAGUAGCCUUAUGGUUGGAACCUUUAUUGUGACACUCAAAUCACCAAACAGUUUUAUCAAUAACCAAAACUCUUUAAUUUUAUUCUCGUGUUUUGCUAAAGAUGCUAGCAUCUUGGGGAGAAGAUUAAAACUAACUCACAGUUAAAGGUCGAUCAAUAAAGAUUUAAAAUGGUUUCCACUUUGGUAUGUAGAACCUGCUUGUAUGUGGGUGAUACUGGAUUUUCGUUUAAAAAACUCGAUAAAGUCAAGUCAGUUUUAGAGAUGUUCAUGCCAGAAAUAAAAAACUGCUUCGAAAAAUCAUCGCCCGUCUGUGAACAAUGCUACUACUUCCUAAAAAACGUCGAAAAAUUUAAGGCAAAAUGUCUGGACACCCAACAAAAACUUUACUCAAUGAACGUCGAUUCGAUUAGAAAAGAGCGGGAAAGCAUAAUUCAAAAUUCAAAAAUCGUCAACAGGAAUAUUUUGCCGGUCAGAAUGCUGACCGUAACAUCCAAAACAUUUAUGAAUAAUCGAGAUAUUACCAAGGGUUCAAUUGAACCCAAAAAAAACGCUCAUCUUGAUGAUGAAUUCAGGGUGGCGAUGGAUGUUGAUAAUUCUUUCAAAAGUCUACAUACCAACGUUCAAUUAGAUGACGAUGUUUAUCUUAAGAACGAAGAAGAUGAUGGUCCUAGGAGCUCAUUAUUGGAAGAAGCUGCUAUAGCCAAUAAAUCAACAGAAAAAGACAGUGCAACUAUUGGAAUCAUUGAAGUAAGCAGUGAUGAGGACGACGUAAAUUCUAAACAACAUACUGCCAAAAUAGAGUUUUGUUUAAAGAAAUCACUUGGACACAAACCAAUCACCCAUAAUUUUAUGGUUGAAAAAGCCAGUGUCGAUAAUCCGGAUCUUGUACAAGUUAAAACUGAACCAGAUGAAAAUCCUGGUUUUUUUAAUAAAAAAUCCAAAAGCGGUUUCUACAAGUGCAAAAUGUGCAUCAAACGGUACAAAACCUCCGAGGGGCUGUACAACCAUACGAAAACAUCGCAUCGAGAACAGUUGAAGUUUUACCAUUGCCAAUACUGUAGCUUUUUCACCCUAUGGAAAUCCGCUUUGACCAGACACCGUACCGUUUACCACGAAAACAACAUUUUACACUCUGCGUGUCCGCAAUGUAAGUUCGUAAGUCGAUCCCAGGAUCAACUUAACAGACACAUCUUGGAAAAUCACGUUUAUGAAACUUUCACGAGAUGUACGUUGUGCCGGGCCAGGUUUACACAUAAAAUCGCUUUCAUGGAGCAUAUUAAGAAUGAACAUGUUAACGUCGGACUGCCCGGAACUUUGAAAUGUUCACAUUUUUGUUCGGAAUGUUCGAUUUUAUUCUUGAGUUUGAUGGACUACAGGAUUCAUUUGGCAGAGUGUCAUAAUGUCGGAUUGGUGUUGUGCGAUAAAUGUAACGCGAUUUGUAAUAAUAAGGAAGAGUAUUAUGAGCAUAAUGACAAGGUACAUGGCAGUCCUUCUAGUAGGGUUGGUAUGGAAGAUUUUGUGAGCCAACCAAACUGUAUAGUAUAAGCAUAGCCUAAAGUUCUAGUGUAAGGUGUUUUUCAUAUUGUUUAUUUGAUUAAAAUUGCAAUAAAGGUUGAAUUAAGUCGCA
Molecule: messenger RNA, 1711 nt
Organism: Anthonomus grandis grandis
Lineage: Eukaryota; Metazoa; Arthropoda; Insecta; Coleoptera; Curculionidae
Product: B-cell lymphoma 6 protein homolog
Exons: 5
Coding region: 253-1629 (458 amino acids)
Biological process (GO): regulation of transcription by RNA polymerase II
Cellular component (GO): nucleus; chromosome
Molecular function (GO): chromatin insulator sequence binding; zinc ion binding
Source: RefSeq, a predicted model, not a curated record